UUCCUAUCAUUGGGUUUUCGACAAAAAAUUCCAUAACCACAACUGGGAAAGUAACACUGGGAGUCGUUGUAGGUGGAUUUGUAGUUCAAAUGGUCUUUAUGGCUUCUGUGCAAUUUUUAUACUUUAGGAUUGGGGAUAAAUAUGUACAUAUAUGCAAAGAAUUGAAAGAGAGUCUGAAGAAAACACUCUGGGCCAUAUUUGCAUUUGUGAUAAUCAUGGUUUUAUUUGCAAUUGGUGUUGUUAUAUUUCUUGCCAAGUAUUAUUCUGGAAAUGCAACAAUAGGAGAAAUUGCACAAAUUGGAACAUUUUUAACUGUCUUUACAGUUCUGAUGAUUGCGUUCUUAACCCCUGUUAUUCGGUUUUGCAUUCUUAUGAUUCGUCAUAUAAGGACAGAAAUUGGAUUUUAUAGAUUCUUUCGUUUAUUCAACAGUCAAAAUAUGAUGUUUAAUAUGCAGAUCCUUACUCUUUAUAUCCAGCUUAAAGCGUGGAUGCAAGGCACAAUUUUACUUGGAUAUUUCAUCCCAAUGACAGUCACUUAUUUGGGAAUAUGUGUGUGCUUUAUUGCCAAAAGAUUUCUGUGCUUAUUCAGACAUUUCUAUCUGGCUCAGAAAAUCCUUUUGGGGAUUUUAUUCUCACUGCACCUAAUAUUAAGUCUCCUGUAUCUCAGUCUGGUUUUAGACAAUGACAAAGUUCUGACCACAGAACGACCUGUAAAGAUCUGCGAGUUUGUGUUCAUCUACAUCCUGAUUGUCACAAACAAUGGUGACUGGUAUCGGGAUAAGCACCUUGCCAAACCUCGUAAAUAUGUACGUUUCUCAGGGGCUCUUGGUCUCCCUCUCCUGAAUUCUGCUGCCCUAGCUGUAGCAUUAAAACUCAAAGCAGACACAGGGAAACAGCCAUUGGAUCUACGGCUGAUUGUCCUGAUUUCUGGGUCUGUCUUCCUGUUUGGCUGGUUUGUUAUACAGAUGUCUGCAUACUGGUUGGACAAAGAAGAAAAAAUAAAAGAAGCGUUCACCCAGAUCAAAGAUCCUGAUCCAGACCAGGUCCUCUCCACUGACCCGGAGAUGUGUGAGCUGAUUCAGGAGCGGCUGGACCGUUUGCUGCAUGCUCAGCAGUGCCAGUGGGAGAAGCAGGACUUGGUUUUUCAUCAAUUCUGGCGGUGCUCCAAACCCCACUGCUGCACCAUGAGGAAGGUCCUGAAGCACAUGGCCAACUGCAAGAACAGCACGUCCUGCCAGGUGAAGCAUUGCGCUUCCUCCCGCCGGAUCAUGUCAAAGUGGGAGGAGGGCUACAUAUGGAGCUACAAGCCCAAGCUGAUCCAGGAGCAACUGGAGCUCCUGCAACACGCCGACCGGUGCCAGUGCAAGAAGCAGGAAUUCAGCCAAUGGUCGUGCUCCAGGCCCCACUGUGCCACCAUGGGGAAGGUCCUCAAGCACAUAAAGGAGGACUGUAACUGCCAGGCCGGCACGUCCUGCCAGGUGAAGCACUGCGCUUCCUCCCGCCGGAUCAUCUCAGAGAACAAGGGCUACGUAUGGAGCUACAUCGCUACAGAGGAGAGCAGCACUGAAGUCUGAAGGAUCCUAACCACACUUUGUUGUUUUCAGCCUACAGUCUUAAGUUUCCAAGUCCUGUUGUAUAAACUGGUCAGAUGAAUAGUCACCAGAUUAUCAAUGAUCUGUUACAGUUCAUUUUAUUAGACUUUUCUGGGUAGCAGAUGAACAUUUGCUUGUACAGAUUGGCAUAGAAAAUGGCUUUCUCAACCAGCCUUAAUCGGGUAAUCAGGGAGUAUGGUGUGUGUAUGUAUGUUCCAUCUCUUCACCAUGGUUCAUCAGUUUGUGUGGGUGAGUUCACGUCAGCUAGUGCCUCGCUGUCCUGUGGGGUACCUCAGGGUUCUGUCCUUGUGCAUACAUGCUACCGUUAGCUCGCAUUAUUAACUCUGUUAAGGAUAUUUGUUAUUUUUAUGCUGAUGACAACCAGCUUUACUGUUCUUUUAAGCCUCAACAUUUGCACACGUUUGCCUUCCUUGUUGACUGUCUGACAGUGAUUAAUAGAUGGCUUUUAGCUAACAAUUUAAAGCUAAACUCAGAUAACUGAUCUUCUCAUUUUUGCCCAUCCUGACCUGUAUCUGGCAAUUUGCCGUUACCUUUAAUCACUUUCUAGCUUUUCUUGGGUCUCUCUACAUAAUUUAGGUGUUUGUCUUCGAUCAGUCCUUGAAUGUUGAUGUUCAUGAGGUCCCUUAGUCCCUCCUGCUUUUAAACGUUUGAGAAUUUUGUCUAAGUUAAGGACUGUUGUCUCUAAAGCUGAGAUGGAAAUGCUUAUUCAUGCGUUUAUCUCAUCACACAUAGAUUUUUGUAACUCUAUUUUUAUCUGUCUAAGUAAAUCUGGAUUAACUCCUCUCCUUAGGUUAUAUUCUAUAUUUUAACUUCAAUGACAUUUUCUUUAUUUUAUUUUGCGGCGCUUUGUGACGUUUGAAAAAAAAAGUGCUUUAUAAAUAAACUUUACUU
This is a messenger RNA of Paramormyrops kingsleyae, 2504 nucleotides long. The record is from RefSeq and is a predicted model, not a curated record. Lineage: Eukaryota; Metazoa; Chordata; Actinopteri; Osteoglossiformes; Mormyridae.